AGUAUCCAAGAUAUUUUUUUUUUUGGUACUAAGUCAUUUUCUUCUGAUCUUCAUACACAAAUAAAUGGCAAACUGCAGAUCCCGACCACCGUGGGUUGGCUCACUCAUCUGCGGCGAGGCUCCGGAAAACUCCGGUUUGGGGUCUAAGCCGCCAGGUUCUUGGGGAUGUCCGAAGCAAAUGAGACAUAGUCACGUCUCUUCUUUGACGAAGCAGCAACGACGGAGCUGGACCAUUAACGUUAACGGUGGAGAAACAAGAAACCAUUCCAGUUUUGGUGACACCGGCGGGGUUGUUGCGAAGGAUGAAGCUGAGCUAGUGGCGGUCCUUAGGGAAGCUCAUCCGUACGUGAAUCUACAUAGAGACAGCGUAUUUGUCGUUAUGUUGUCGGCUGAACUACUUGACUCCGGUUCAACUCUCGACGGCAUUCUCAAGGACAUAGCAUUUCUUCAUCACUUGGGCAUUAGGUUUGUUCUUGUUCCUGGAACUCAAGUGCAAAUCGACGAGCUUUUAGCUGAGAGAGGACGCGAGCCAACAUAUGUGGGUCGUUACAGAGUUACAGACUCAGCAUCUCUGCAGGCUGCCAAGGAAGCUGCAGGGGCAAUAUCUGUAAUGAUUGAGGCCAAACUAUCUCCCGGACCUUCAAUUUACAACAUACGCCGACAUGGUGAUAAUAGUCGUUUGCAUGAAACGGGUGUUAGGGUCGACACUGGUAACUUCUUUGCAGCAAAGAGAAGAGGUGUUGUUGAUGGUGUUGAUUUUGGAGCUACUGGUUUAGUGAAGAAGAUAGAUGUAGAUAGGAUCCGUGAGAGGCUUGAUAGUGGUUCUGUAGUUCUACUGAGGAACUUGGGCCAUUCCAGCUCCGGAGAAGUCUUAAAUUGCAAUACCUAUGAGGUUGCUACGGCCUGUGCUUUAGCUAUAGGAGCAGAUAAGCUUAUUUGCAUAAUGGACGGUCCAGUUCUUGAUGAGAAUGGACAUCUUGUUCGCUUCUUGACUCUUCAGGAAGCAGAUACGUUAGUCAGAAAACGGGCACAACAAAGUGAGAUAGCUGCGAAUUACGUGAAGGCUGUUGGGGAUGGAGGGAUAAGUAGUCUCCCUGAACCGCUUGGUUACAAUGGGAUGGUGACAACUCCCAACAAUUAUAACGGGAGACCAAUUUGGGAAAAACACACUCCGACCUUUCAGAAUGGUGUUGGAUUUGACAACGGAAAUGGGUUGUGGUCUGGGGAGCAAGGUUUUGCUAUUGGCGGUGAGGAGAGACUUAGCCGCUUAAACGGAUAUCUCUCUGAACUGGCUGCAGCAGCAUUCGUCUGCAGAGGUGGUGUUAAAAGAGUUCACCUAUUGGACGGUACUAUAAGCGGAGUGCUAUUGUUGGAGCUUUUCAAAAGAGAUGGAAUGGGGACUAUGGUGGCAAGUGAUGUAUACGAAGGAACCCGAGAGGCAAAGGUAGAAGAUCUUACUGGUAUUAGACAAAUAAUCAAACCUCUGGAAGACUCAGGGACUUUAGUUCGCAGAACUGAUGAAGAGCUAGUGCGAGCUUUGGAUUCGUUUGUGGUUGUGGAAAGGGAAGGACAGAUUAUUGCUUGUGCGGCUUUGUUCCCUUUCUUUAAAGAAAAGUGUGGAGAAGUUGCAGCUAUUGCGGUUUCAUCUGAUUGCCGUGGACAAGGACAGGGAGAUAAAUUGCUCGAUUACAUUGAGAAGAAAGCGUCAGCUCUCGGACUGGAGAUGCUUUUUCUCCUAACAACGAGAACCGCUGACUGGUUUGUGAGACGCGGGUUUCAGGAAUGUUCAAUCGAGAUGAUACCGGAAGCAAGACGAGAAAGAAUCAAUCUUUCGAGGAGAUCCAAGUAUUACAUGAAGAAGUUAUUGCCAGACAGAAGUGGGAUUUCUGUUGUUCGUACAUUUUAAUAUGGUUCUUGAGAGUAUCAGAGAAGAAUGUAAUUGCCUCAGAAAAAAAUCCACUGAAUGUCUAAAGAGUCUGUAAAGUUAUGAAGGAACCAAUAUUAUUUCCAAAAUCAGUCUUUCCAUUGCCAUUGUGGCAGCUAUCA
This is a messenger RNA of Capsella rubella, 2046 nucleotides long. Its product is annotated as probable amino-acid acetyltransferase NAGS1, chloroplastic. Gene Ontology annotation, cellular component: cytoplasm. Gene Ontology annotation, molecular function: L-glutamate N-acetyltransferase activity, acting on acetyl-CoA as donor. The transcript is spliced from 9 exons. The record is from RefSeq and is a predicted model, not a curated record. Bases 65 to 1906 code for a protein of 613 amino acids. Gene Ontology annotation, biological process: L-arginine biosynthetic process. Lineage: Eukaryota; Viridiplantae; Streptophyta; Magnoliopsida; Brassicales; Brassicaceae.